CGGGUGUGGAGUCCAGGUGGGAUUCACAUGAGGGGGUGGGACCCAGGUGUGGGACCCCUCCUGUCUCACCUUUGCCGUGGGGGGAGAUUUUGGCGCUUCCGGCUCUCCCCGGGGAAUUUUGUCUCUCCGCAGGGUGCCCGGGCCCGGAGCAGCUCCCCAGAUCCCAUCGAGGACGUGCUCGGGGAGCUCCUGGGAUCCGAUGAGGAGGCCCCGGCCCCGCCCUCCCGAGGUUCCCGCGCCUCCUUCCUGCAGGAGCUGGAUCCCAUGGAUCCCAUGGAUCACCAGGAUCAGGAUCCCAUGGAUCCCAUGGACGAGCUGGACGAGCUGGAUGCAGAAAUCCUGGGAAUGGCCAGAGCCGGGCCCAGGCCGGGGAAACGAGCCGGGAAGGGGCCGGGUCCCCAAAAAGCCCCGCCCCGCGCCGAUGUCACCUUUGGGGACGACGUCGAUGACCUGAUGGAUUCGCUGGGACUCGGCAGCGACGGAGCCGGGAGCGCGCCGGGAUCGCCGCAGGGCCAGGGGCUCCGGAGGGGCCGCGCCGGGAUCCAGGAGCGGCCGGGAAAGGCGGAAUUCCAGAGGGAGCCCAAGGGGCAGGAGCAGCCAGGGCCGGGAUUUCCCUUUGGAUCCUACGAGCCCUCGGUGGCCUCAGGGACCGGGCGGAGACGGGGAAGGAGGUGCUCGGCUGGGAGCAGCUCCCGACGUCCCUCCGGGGCCGCCUGGCUGGGGCUGAAGGAUGAGGAUUUUCCGGGAUUGGGAUCGAAGGAUGAGGAUUUCCUGGGAUUGGGACAGAAGGAAAAGGAUUUCCUGGGAUUGGGAUCGAAGAACAAGGAUUUCCCAGGAUUGGGACAGAAGGACGAGGAUUUCCUUGGAUGGGGACAGAAGGACAAGGGUCACCCAGGACUGAGAUUCAAGAACAAGGAUUUCCUUGGAUUGGGAUCGAAGGAAAAUAAUUUCUUGGGAUUAGGACAGAAGGACAAGGAUCCCACAGGACUGGGGGACGAGGAUUCCCCAGGAUGGGGACAGAAGGACAAGGAUUUCCAGGACAGAAGGACGGGGAUUUCCCCAGGACAGAAGGACGGGGACCCCCUGCGCCCCGGUGUCCCCGGGUCCCGGCGGAAUUCCCACCCCCAGAGGGUCCCGGAGCCCCCCGAGCCCGGCAGGCUGGAGCCCCGCCUCGGGACACGCCCCCACGGGCAGGUGGCACCAGGUGACGCGGCACAGGUGGCACAGGUGGCACCAGGUGACACGGCACAGGUGGCACCAGGUGACACGGCACAGGUGGCAGCAGGUGACACGGCACAGGUGGCACCAGGUGACACGGCACAGGUGGCGCAGGUGGCACCAGGUGACACGGCACAGGUGGCACAGGUGGCAGCAGCCGUGCAGGAGGUGCCGGUUCCUGCCACACCCGCUCAGGAGGAUCUGCUGUGGGACCCUGCCCCAUCCCGCCCGGAGCAUCCCCGAGCUCUCCCGUCCUGGCUCUGCCCGGAGCGUCCCGCAGCUUUCCCGGCCCGGGGGCACCAGGAGCGAUUUGGGAUCUCUCCCAUCCCAUCCCACCAGGAGGAUCUGGGAUCUCUCCCGUCCCGGCCCCACCAGGAUUCCCGAGCUCUCCAGUCCCACCUGUCCCAGGACCAUCCCGGCUGUGGGGUCGCCCUGCAGACCCUCCAGGCCCGGCUGGAGGAGCUGGAGAACCAGGUGCGGACGCUGGAGCUGGGGCGGGCCCUGCAGGAGCUCCCGGAGAGCUGCCACAGCCCCAAGAUCACCCCGAAUCCCUGGAUCACCCCAGACCCCAGAAAUGUCCCAGAUCCCAGGAUCCCUGGAUCACCCCAGAUCCCUGGAUCACCCCAGACCCUUGGAACACCCCGAAUCCCUGGAUCACCCCAGGUCGCUGAAUCACCCCAGACCCCAGGAUCACCCAGGAUCCCUGGAUCACCUCAGAUUCCAGAAUCACCCCUGAUCCCUGGGUCACCCCAGACCCCUGGGGCACAGGAUCACCCCAGAAUCACCCUGGAUCACCCUGAGUCCCUGGAUCACCCCAGAAUCACCCUGGAUCACCCCAGAUCCCAGGAUCACCCCAGACCCCAGGAUCACCCCAAAUCCCUGGAUCACCCCAGAUCGCUGAAUCACCCCAGAAUCCCCCUGGAUCACCCCAGACCCCAGGAUCACCCCAGAUCCCUGGAUCACCCCGGAUCCCUGGAUCACCCCGGAUCCCAGGAGCAGGACGAGCAGCUCACAGCGCUCCGGGCCCGGCUGUGCCGGCAGCAGCGGGAGCAGAGCCGGCUCCAGGAGGCCGUGACCGAUUUGGAGACCAGGCUGGGGCAGCAGGAGCAGCUCCUGGAGCAGGGCGACUCCCUGAGCGAGGAGCGGCGGCUCUCGGCUCAGCUGCUGGCCAUGGAGAGGGCGGCGCUGGACGAGGCCAAGGACGCGUGGCUGGAGGAGCAGCGCGCCGAGCUGCGGGAGCGCUCCGAGGAGCGGCGGCGCCUGGCGGCCGCCGGGGCCGAGCUCCGCUCGCGGGAGCGGCUGAGCCGGGAGCGGGAGGAGCAGCACAGGGAGCGCGCCCUGGGCGUGGACGCGGCGCUGCGGAGCCUGGCCAAGGAUCAGGCAGAGCUGAAGUUCCGGAGCCGGGAGCUGAGGUCCAAGGAGGAGCAGCUGGCCAGGGACAGGGAGGAGCUGGAGGAGGCCUGGAGGGAGCUGAGGCUGGAGAAGGAGAAGGUUCUGCGGGCUGAGCAGCGCCUGCAGGAGCGGGAGGACGAGAUCCGGGACCUGGCCGAG
Messenger RNA from Camarhynchus parvulus, 2769 nucleotides. It is a transcript of the gene FBF1, whose product is annotated as Fas binding factor 1. Gene Ontology annotation, biological process: establishment of epithelial cell polarity; cilium assembly. Gene Ontology annotation, cellular component: ciliary basal body; centriole; ciliary transition fiber. NCBI's taxonomy places the organism in Eukaryota, Metazoa, Chordata, Aves, Passeriformes, Thraupidae. The record is from RefSeq and is a predicted model, not a curated record.